This is a messenger RNA of Scomber japonicus (chub mackerel), 3213 nucleotides long. RefSeq names its product solute carrier family 9 member 8 (gene slc9a8). The record is from RefSeq and is a predicted model, not a curated record. The transcript is spliced from 16 exons. Lineage: Eukaryota; Metazoa; Chordata; Actinopteri; Scombriformes; Scombridae. Gene Ontology annotation, cellular component: Golgi apparatus; membrane. Gene Ontology annotation, biological process: sodium ion transport; proton transmembrane transport; regulation of pH. The coding region runs from base 1 to 2052 and encodes 683 amino acids. Gene Ontology annotation, molecular function: sodium:proton antiporter activity.
AUGUCAACACAUACAUGGAGCUGUCGCCAUGGAACUGUCAGUGAUUUUUUAUCACAAAACGUCAGUUUCGGAUUUAAUCACGCUUGUUUGAGAAUGAAAGGCGUUAGCUGCAAAGUUUUGCUGCUGUCCUUUUUGCUGUUAUUUGUAAAUCCGUGUGUGUCAGAGCGAGUUGAAAACGAAAAGUCGUUGGACCUGCUUGUGAGUGAUGACGACGGAGGGAACGUGAAGUAUAAGGAUAUUACUCCGGCUGAUAAUCAGUUAAAUCAUCAUCAAGAAGAUGGACUCCAUUUACACGACCAACAGAAAGACGGACAGUCCGUCAGCAAGUCCAAUGACACUGAUAACUAUAUCAAUGAGACCCUCCACUCCACAAAACCAACUGUUAAGCCGACAACCCCAGCACCUCCAACUGCUAAGCCCAUUCUUCCUGUGCAGACGGGGGUCAAAGCCCAAGAAGAAGAGCAGUCCAGCGGAUUGACCAUAUUCUUUAGCCUGCUGGUUAUUGGUAUCUGCAUCAUAUUGGUGCACCUGCUUUUUAAGUUCAAGCUGCAUUUUCUUCCAGAGAGUGUUGCUGUCGUGUCGCUUGGCAUUCUCAUGGGAGGCUUCAUCAAGAUCAUUGAAUUUCAGGAAUUGGCCAACUGGAAGGAGGAGGAAAUGUUCCGACCCAACAUGUUCUUCCUUUUGCUCCUGCCGCCCAUCAUCUUUGAAUCUGGAUACUCUUUACAUAAGGGUAACUUCUUCCAGAACAUUGGAUCCAUCACCCUUUUUGCUGUGAUUGGCACGGCCAUCUCUGCCUUCAUAGUCGGAGGAGGUAUUUAUUUCCUGGGGCAGGCCGAUGUAAUCUAUAAGAUGUCCAUGACUGAUAGCUUUGCCUUUGGCUCGUUGAUCUCAGCUGUGGACCCUGUCGCUACCAUCGCCAUCUUUAACGCUCUCAAUGUGGACCCAGUUCUCAACAUGUUGGUGUUUGGUGAGAGCAUCCUCAAUGACGCCGUCUCUAUUGUCCUUACCAACACAGCAGAGGGUUUCUUUUCCCGCUCAGACAACUCAAUGGUAACAGGCUGGGAAACUUUUGUGCAAGCGUUGGGGUAUUUCCUCAAAAUGUUUUUUGGUUCUGCUGCCCUGGGAACCCUCACUGGACUCAUCUCAGCUCUUUUUCUUAAACACUUUGACUUGAGGAAGACACCUUCACUGGAGUUUGGCAUGAUGAUCAUCUUUGCGUACCUUCCCUAUGGCCUGGCAGAGGGCAUCAAACUGUCUGGAAUUAUGUCCAUCCUGUUUGCAGGAAUUGUGAUGUCCCACUACACCCAUCACAACUUGUCUCCUGUCACACAGAUCCUCAUGCAGCAGACCCUGCGCACCAUGGCCUUCAUGUGUGAGACAUGCGUGUUUGCUUUCCUUGGUCUCUCCAUCUUCAGCUUCCCUCAUAACUUUGAAAUAUCUUUCGUCAUCUGGUGCAUUGUCCUUGUUCUUCUCGGCCGUGCCGUGAACAUCUUCCCUCUGUCAUUCUUACUCAACUUUUUCAGAGACCACAAGAUCACACCCAAGAUGAUGUUCAUCAUGUGGUUUAGUGGUUUGCGAGGUGCUAUCCCCUAUGCUUUGAGCCUUCAUUUGGGCCUAGAACCCAUUGAAAAGCGUCAGCUAAUCGGUACCACCACCAUCAUCAUCGUGCUCUUUACCAUCCUCCUCAUGGGGGGCGGGACCAUGCCACUCAUCCGCAUCAUGGACAUUGAGGAGAGCCAGUCACGUCGGAAGAGCAAGAAAGACAUCAAUCUCAGCAAGACACAGAAAAUGGGUAAUACUAUUGAGUCGGAGCACCUAUCGGAGCUGACAGAGGAGGAGUAUGAGGCUCACAUAUAUCAGAGACAGGAUCUUAAGGGCUUUAUGUGGCUUGAUGCGAAGUACCUUAACCCCUUCUUCACUCGGAGGCUCACACAAGAGGACCUUUUACAUGGCCGGAUCCAGAUGAAGACCCUAACCAACAAGUGGUAUGAAGAAGUUCGCCAGGGUCCCUCAGGCUCUGAGGAUGAUGAGGAUGAAGCGGAACUUCUGUGAACUGAAAACAAACACUUUCAGUCCAUAAGAAAACAAUGAACAGGCAUUAUGCGUCCUGGACUGAGGGAGAGUGUGUGUGUGUGUGUGUGUGAGCGAGAGAGAGAGAGAGAGAGAGAGAAAGACAGGGAGAGUGAGAGUGAGAGAAGACAAGCCCUCUUUUCAUUGUCAGUCACAUGCAUUUGUGUGUUCACCUGUCGCUAAGUUUAUGUGACAGAAGAGUCUCAGUCAGUGCAGGCUCUGUUGGUAUGUGUCAAAUCAUAGAGGAACCUCAGAACAACUGGAUGAAGGAAAAACAAAUAUGUGAAAAAUGAUGUUCCUCCAUAUGAAUGCCAUAUUAUUACUACCUAAAGAAAAGAAAAGAACCUUUCCCAUGUGUGUUCAUUUGUAAAUGUUUGAUCUGAAGGGAAGCUGUGAGGGAAAUUUUCUAUGUAAAUCAAUACUAGAGCACCUUUUCACGUUUGUCUUGUUCAUGGCUGUGUGGACUAGUUUUAUUUUGUUUCAGGGGAAUGAUGCAUCAAAAUGUCGCUAAAGGCUCUAUUUUAAAAGUGGAAACUGUAAAGAGCCUUGAACUGUUGAAUUAGAUUUCUCCACAUUGUAUACAUCCCCACUGAUGAUUCAAAGUUAAUGCAUUAAAAACACAUGUACAUAUUUAAUGAAGAUAAAAUACAAAAAGUGAUGCAUGACCUAUCACUCCACCUUCCAGCUACGAGGCAACAAAGAGAUAUUCAGGAGAGUGUUAAAACUAGUGAAACAUGCGGGGCAAAACUUCUAACUUUCAAAACAUUAAACACCUAGCUUACAGGUGAGUAAUAACGGUCCAGAAAAUUGGGAAUUGCUUUUAUCUCUGAGAAUGUCUACGGUUUUGCUCGCAGAAAUGUUUUGUGUUUAUUUUCAUUCCCUGGCCAGGAUCCUGCAACUUCACUGUGUAUAAGAUAGAACUUGGAAAUGUUGCUUUUGUGAUUUUCACUAUGGAUUUUUUAAUGGAAAUAGGCACCAAUGAAUGUGUGGUUAACUGGGAAUAACGUCUGGUGAAUGUCUAUGUAUUUUUUCUAUUUAUUUAUCAAAUGUUUAUGUGCUGUUUUUGGGAUAAAGGCUUUUAUACGAGCUCUAUGAGCACUGUGGGAUUCUAAAGAAAUUCUAUAAUAAAUCAUAUAUAUCCUA